AUGACCCCGGUGCCUCAACGCAGACCGCCUCCUCUCCUCAGUGAGGACGAGCACUCGAUCGAUCUGCCGAAGUUGUUGAAGUCCGAAAAGGGCAGAAGUUUCACACUUCCGGGAGGCAAAAGUGGUAGUAAUCGCGGCGUUAGAAAACUAGAAAAUGUCAUUAAUGUGCGCAGGAGUUUCAAUCCUCUGAAUAUGUUUCGCCUGAGCAUAGCCCGUGGACAAUCUACAGAAGAUGCGAUAACUGUGGUGGCUUCAGCACCGGUCGUCAAGUCCGCUACUCUGACGACUAGCUUUGACCCGAAAACGCCACCUAUGGACAGCUCGGUCCCAGUAACAAAACCGAGACAAUCCUUUUGGCAACGAGCACGACAGUCCUUCUUGCCAUCGGCAGCGGCCAACUCCCGGUGGCAGAAAUGA
Dibothriocephalus latus is the source of this 417-nucleotide messenger RNA. Lineage: Eukaryota; Metazoa; Platyhelminthes; Cestoda; Diphyllobothriidea; Diphyllobothriidae. The record is from the annotation of a GenBank genome assembly.